CGCUCCAACCGCGGCGGACCCGGCCCGGCUAUGGCGGCCGAGGAAGAGGAGGGCGACUUGGAGUGGGUGGUGGACACCAUCGCCGGGUUCCUGCGGGGGCCCGCCUGGUCCAUCCCCAUCCUGGAGUUCAUGGAGCAGAAGUGCGACGUUUUUGAUGAUGAAGAAGAAAGCAAGUUGUCUUACACAGAAAUCUAUCAGGAGUACCAAGCUCUGGUUGAAAAAUUAUUAGAAGACUAUCUUAAAGAAGUGGGAAUUAAUGAAGAGAAAUUUCAAGCAGCUUUUUCAUCUCCUCUUGCAAAGACACAUACUUCCCAGGCCAUCCUGCAAACAGUGUUGGCAGCAGAAGAUUUUAGACUGUUUAAAAAAAUGAUGGUGCAGAAAAAUAUUGAAAUGCAAUUGCAAGCUCUUCGAAUCAUUAAAGAAAGGAAUGGUGUCUUGCCUGACUGCUUGACGGAGGGUUCUGAUGUAUUCAGUGAAAUUGAGCAAGAAGAAAUGAAAAUACUGAGGGAGGUUCUAAGAAAAUCUAAGGAAGAAUAUGAACUAGAGCAAGAAAGAAAGAGGACUGAAGAAGCACGUGAUAGAACGAAGUCACCAGCUGUUACCUGCAGUGUUCCAGGAGAUUCGAGGGAAGCUGUUAAAUCCAAGGAAGCCAGCGAGGGAGCUCCCAAUCCUGAAGAAAUCCCAAGACCUCGAUUAGAGGAAUCUCAGAAACCCGUGAAGGAAGACUUAAAACCCGUCCGCCCAUCACCCAAAGGAGCAGAAAGCUCACCUCAGCCAUGUGGCACCAAAGGGAAAGGCGACAGUAAGAAAAGGUCAGCUGGAAAGUGUCCCGAAAAUGCAGCACAAAAAGCUGGGAUGAAAGGACCUGGUUCCUCAGAGGUUGAAAAGCAGGAGUUGAAGCAACGCGAGGACUACCUGAAGAAAAAACGAGACAUGCUGAUGGCUACAAAGAAAGAGUCAAGAAACAACGUACUGUUACCAACAGACACUGCACAGAAAGAAGAGGAAUCACCUCCUAAAGAGGAGAUGUCAGAAGAGAAACAGAAGUUGCUCCAGAAGAGGAAGAUGCUGGCAGAAAAGCUAAAGGAAGAAGUUAUCAAUAAGCGGUAAUUUUAAGCAGCUCGUGGCAGACCCCAAGAACAUGAGUAUGUUUUUAGAGUAAGUUACAGACCCAGCAACUGAAUGGAGUUGCUUUUCAGCAUUACACUUAGUUUUCUAGAACUUGCAGACGGGCAACUCAGUACUUUGUAUGUAUUUAAAAUUACACCGAAAUACACUAAAACCACUUCUUUUCCAGAAUGCUGGAAACUCACUUUCACUGGAACAUGUUCAGCCGUUCAGUAUCACUGCAACACACAGAUCAGUUUCUAAACUACUGGCCUCAGACUUCGGUAUUCCAUAGAGCAAAAGCGGAUCCUGAGAUCUGUUCAAGUAAUUCCUACAGGAACAGCUCUGAGUUAGGAACGUUUCAAUUCUAAAAUGAUAGAAUUUGGUUCCUUUUAUUCGCAUCUAGAAUCAUAGAAUGGUUUGCCUUGGAAAGGACCUUAAAGAUCAUCCAGUUCUUCCCCUGCCCUGGGCAGGAACACCUCACACUAGACCAAAUCACCCAAGGCUCUGUCCAAAACUGUUUUUCAUCUGCACGAUGUAAUAAAGUCCCAUUUAACAAGGAAAUGCAACUACAACCAUCUUAUUCUUAAUGAAGGUAACACUUGGAGUCCAGGCAUUUACAUAGUAACUCAGGAUUCCAUUGGCUUAUGUAUUUUGGGGGCAGUUUACCAGUCUUUAGUUCUAAUUUUGCUAUAAAUGCAACUAAUUGCUUUAGUUGCACGGCUCAGGAAGGUUUCAAAGUGGAAAUCCUUUAAAGUUAACUCUUUAUAGUGGUUUGGCAUUGACAGACUUGGGACAAUACCCUUUGCACAAUGGCACAGAAUCACAGACUGGUUUGGGUUGGAAAGGACCUUGAGAUCAUCCAGUUCCAACUCUCUGUCACGAGCAGGGACACCCUCCACUAGACCAGGCUGCUCAAGGCCACGUCCAACCGCAUCAUUGCAUAGUUGGCUGCAACACUUAACACGCAUUAAAAGAACAAACCGAAACACUUCAUAUUUCAUGUAACUUUUUAUUAAAAUAGCAUUUAUAACUGGUA
Pezoporus occidentalis (night parrot) is the source of this 2146-nucleotide messenger RNA. It is a transcript of the gene CFAP36, whose product is annotated as cilia and flagella associated protein 36. The transcript is spliced from 10 exons. Gene Ontology annotation, cellular component: ciliary base; axoneme. The record is from RefSeq and is a predicted model, not a curated record. Lineage: Eukaryota; Metazoa; Chordata; Aves; Psittaciformes; Psittacidae. Bases 31 to 1110 code for a protein of 359 amino acids.